Teleopsis dalmanni is the source of this 485-nucleotide messenger RNA. RefSeq lists its product as uncharacterized. Lineage: Eukaryota; Metazoa; Arthropoda; Insecta; Diptera; Diopsidae. The record is from RefSeq and is a predicted model, not a curated record. Bases 25 to 474 code for a protein of 149 amino acids. The transcript has 3 exons.
GAAUUGUAUUAAAAUUAUUUGAAAAUGAUUUCAAAUAAACUAAUUGUUGGUAUAGUUACUAUUAGCUUUUUUUGUAUAUCGAUAAUUAAUGCAUUAAAGUGUUAUACUUGUUACGACAAACAGGGUUGUGUGAAUCCAACUUUAGACUCAUGCAAUCCUGGUUUAGCAAACGAAACUAAUCUAUAUCUAAAUGCCCAAUUUCUUGACGUCGAUCUGAAUUUAACUCAUACUUCUUAUUAUUGCUUAUUUUACACAGUACAUAAUGAUUAUACAAACGACAUUUAUUAUAGUAAAGGAUGCGUCUACAAGUCCGUAGAUGUUUGUUCUUUAGAAUUACGAGAUUAUAGAAGUGCCGUACGCACCUGUUAUACUUGUAAUAACAACCGUUGUAAUAGUGCCGAGCAUAUCAAGGUGCCAACUACAUUUAUCGUGCUUCUUCUUGUUGGAAUACCAAAAUACUUAAUGCGACAUUGAUAUAUACAUAA